GAAAAAGCAGCGGUGCGAAGGACGAAAAUGAAGCUGAGAGCUUCAAUCGAUAGUUUUCUGCAUCAUGUUUGACACCGUCUGCACGUUCCCCCUCUCCGCCGACCUGUUCACACAGGCGAUUCACCCCAAUGAGCCGAUUGUCUCUGUUGGACUCUCGACUGGCCACGUCCAGACCUUUCGGCUUCCCUCCGAGGGAGCUAGCAGUGACGAUGACGAAGUCUCUACUUCCUCGUCGCGCAAUGGCACAGGUCUGAUUGAUACCAUGUGGAGGACAAAGCGGCAUAAGGGUAGCUGCCGGUGCUUGGGGUUUGGGAUGGACGGGCAGAUGCUGUAUUCAGCUGGCACGGAUGGAUUGGUCAAGGCGGCCAGGGCAGAGACGGGCGUUGUUGAAAAUAAAAUUGCCAUUCCACCAGCCAAGGAUGGCUCCAUCGAUGCACCUACUGUUGUUCAUGCUCUCUCUCCUCAGACUCUUCUCCUAGCUACCGAUUCAAGUGCAUUGCACCUCUAUGAUCUUCGCAUCCCGUUCUCAAGUGUUUCGGCCCGACCACAACAGACGUACCACCCUCACGAUGAUUAUAUUUCCUCUCUGACACCUUUGCCGCCUUCUGACAGUAGCACGUCGGGGUUCAGCAAGCAAUGGGUUACAACAGGUGGAACCACGUUGGCCGUGACAGAUUUACGAAGAGGAGUUCUCGUACAGAGUGAAGACCAAGAGGAGGAAUUGCUCAGUUCCGUCUACAUCGGUGGCCUGCCAUCUAGCGGUACAAGCCGGGGCGAGAAGGUGGUCAUUGGUGGAGCUUCUGGCGUUCUGACACUAUGGGAAAAAGGUGCAUGGGAUGACCAAGAUGAGCGAGUUUAUGUUCACCGCGAAUCCGGUGGCGGGGAGUCCCUAGAGACUCUCACAGUCGUUCCGGACGAGCUGGGUAUGGGGAAGAUGGUUGCUGUGGGCCUCGGGAAUGGUGGAGUGAAAUUUGUCAAGAUCGGCCCGAACAAGGUCGUUUCAAGUGUCAGUCAUGAUGAGACGGAGGGCGUUGUGGGCUUGGGAUUCGACGUCGAGGGACGCAUGGUUAGUGGUGGAGGCCAGGUCGUUAAGGUCUGGCGUGAGGCCGAGAGGGAUGGUGAGGAGUCUGCUGCCAAUGGGAAGCGCGAUCUUGGCAGCGAUAGCGACGAUGAUAGCGAUGACAACGAUUCCGAUGACAGUGACCGUGAAGACAAGCAAAAUGCGCAGAAGCGAAAGAAGCGGAAGAGGGCUAAGGGCAAAGAUCGGAGUGGGGGGCAGCAUGUCAUGGCUUUUCAUGAUUUAGAUUGAUGGAACAGGAAGAAGCAAAGCGUGCUAUUCGAUUAUCGUCAUCUGUAUCUAAAAAGUCAUGCCAUGGUUUGGAGUUGCAGGAAACCGGCAUUGUCAGGACGCUGAUCGGCAGGACUAAGAACCAAAAGUCCAGGUCUCCUCCACUUGAGGGACUCUUUGUCCAGUUACGGAAGACUCUAAACAUCCAAAAUAUCUAACAGGAUAUUUCUCUUGUACUUUUAGUGUUGAUGCCUUGUCUUGUUUCUCAUCAUUGCCUCAAUAACUGGAUCGACGAUC
Molecule: messenger RNA, 1585 nt
Organism: Monascus purpureus
Lineage: Eukaryota; Fungi; Ascomycota; Eurotiomycetes; Eurotiales; Aspergillaceae
Source: the annotation of a GenBank genome assembly